AUGAACCGCAACCCAUCUAUUGACGCAGUUCUGUAUGCUAACCAGCAUAACCUGUCCUCAGACAGCUUCCGACAGCUCAGUGAGGUUCCUCAAGAGCGCGCCCAAGGAACUGUCCAUCUCAAAUAUUACCGCGAUGUGAGAACGAUAAAACAUGAACACCUGGCCAUAGAAGAGGGCUCGCUUGUCAUGUCCAUCGCACCGUAUUUCACGAACUUGUCACAGCAGCUAACUCGCUCAGACGAGUUUGAAUUACGCAUCGGAGAGGUCUACGUCGUCUCUCACAUGUACGCAGACAUGUGGGCUCUCUGUGUCCGCCUCAGAAACUCAGAGGGUGUAGCUGAUGUCAAGAUUGACGACCUAAAGGACUCACCCAACAUCAAGUUCAUCCCUCUAUGCGCGGUGACACUGGCUUCCAAUUUCUCUGCGUUUUAUAGACGUUGUGCCAGCUACCGCGACAACCCCCCGUACACUAGGUUCUUUCCUGCUGGAGGUAGCCUCAUUACUCCACCUCGCCGUAAAGAAUCUUUGCUGGUGAGUCGCAAGUACUUUACAGAAUGCACCCACCAGAUUUCUUUCUCUCUGCCUCCAAUUGUGUACACUCUCUGCCAUGCGCCAAGGAAAAUGCAAGCUGGUCUUGCCUACGAGCCACUAGACUAUGGGACUGAAAGUCAGAAGGAGGAAACCGCAGCCGAAGCUGCAGUCGAUGACCACAAACAGCAGCACGGGACUCUAAGACAACGCUUCUGGGCAAUGUUUGCAGAAAGAGAAUCAAAAUCAUCAGACAAAGGAAAACAGCCAGAGGUCUCCCCGAGCAACGAUGGUCUCGGUUCAGGUGGGAAAACGAUUCACACAAAGUCAACAGAAAGCCCCCCGGACCACGAUCACGAUAUGGAUGCUGCAGUAGUUAAGGCAAAACGGCCAGAGGUCUCCCAGAAAAACGCAGGCCCCGAGUCAGGAGGAAAAAUGAGUCAUCCAAAGUCAACAGAAGUCUCCAAAGACCACGAUCAAGACGCUGCAAGAGACGAUUCAGAAGACAGAGCUGGCAAUGCAACUGGUAACGGAAACAAUGUCAGCAAGCGUAAGAGCGUCCGCAAUUUUUUCUCUCGAUCCAUGCGCAUUAAGAACGGAGAUACCGGGGUCGAGGUCUGA
Messenger RNA from Talaromyces amestolkiae, 1149 nucleotides. RefSeq lists its product as uncharacterized. The record is from RefSeq and is a predicted model, not a curated record. Bases 1 to 1149 code for a protein of 382 amino acids. The transcript has a single exon. Lineage: Eukaryota; Fungi; Ascomycota; Eurotiomycetes; Eurotiales; Trichocomaceae.